Myotis lucifugus (little brown bat) is the source of this 2188-nucleotide messenger RNA. RefSeq names its product chromosome unknown C2orf68 homolog (gene CUNH2orf68). The record is from RefSeq and is a predicted model, not a curated record. Lineage: Eukaryota; Metazoa; Chordata; Mammalia; Chiroptera; Vespertilionidae. The transcript is spliced from 2 exons. The coding region runs from base 537 to 1103 and encodes 188 amino acids.
GGCCCUCUGCCUCGACGCGCCCCCUUCUCUCUGGAAAAACACACACCACCCAUUUCCCAAGGCUCGGCUCAUCGCGGCCCUUCCCGGAACCUCCGCCUCGACGCUCCCCAGGCUCCGCUCAGUGCUGCUUCCAGGAGAACAGGGAGGGUGGACGGCCCCCAUCACGCAUCAGUGUUGCGGGACCUAGCGGGGAGCCAGCAGGAAGCUGUCGGCCAGUGUGCCCACUGCACUGUCUGCCCGCAUCCCCACUGCCUCACAUCACAGGGGAAAGGCUCAGCACAGCCGCGGGCGACCGAGACAGAAUGGUGGCCUGAAGCCCAAACCCAGCCAAAGGCACUUUCCCCAGAUUCCCUGAGAUCUAGGCAGCAUCGCAAUAGCCCACGCAGGGCGCCAGAUUUGUUGAGCAUUACAGUGUUGUUAGGUCUUCUGUACAUUGCCACAUAGUUAUCCUAGGACCCCACAAGGUAGGAGCUCUUAUUUAUGUUUCACGGUCAGAAAAGCAGGCACAGAGAGGCCCAGAAGCUCAAAGCUCGUAAAUGACAGAGCCUGGACUUGAGCCCAGGCCGAGCUCUGUCCAUCUCUCCUCUACCUCCCAACCCUAUUCACUACACAAACGCAUACAGUGUGCAGGACGGUGCUGGCCCCAGGCCAGGCAUGCAGAGGUCCAUGAAACGGCCGGGCACGCAUGUCACAUGCAAGCACGCAUUUCACAUGCAUGCAUGCAUUUCACAUACACGCACGCUUGUGGAAAGAUGGGGGCUUUUCUCUCUGUGGUCAGGGCCCCAGCGGCCUUCCCCUCUUCCCUCUCACUCUGGUUCAUCCUUCCAGAUGGCUCUGCCCACCCAAGCAACCCAGACUGUGAAGAGUCCCGGGAAAGCAGCAGUAGCGGCGGCUCCGAGCCAGAGCCUUCUGGCCGUCAGCUCUUCUGCCUGGAAUAUGAGGCGGACAGCGGCGAGGUCACAUCUGUUAUCGUGUAUCAGGACGAUGAUCCAGGAAGGGUGAGCGAGGAGGUGUCGGCACACACGCCUCUGGAUCCACCCAUGCAAGAGGCCCUCAAGUUGCGCAUCAAGGAGGAGAUUGCAAAGCGCCAGAGCCGAGACUGACGGGGCCGAAAGCAUUCCCUCCAGGCUGGGGUCGCUGCCCAGGGAGCUCCCUAGUUUAGGGGUGCCAGGACCAGUCUGGGCUGAUCUUGAUACACAAACACACCCCAGAGCUGCUAGAGGGUGCUGCAGGGACAAUGCCUGACCACCUUCCUUGUAUGUUGGCCCAUUGACCAGCCUGAUUGGGAACUUUUGAGAAUUUUGUUUGGCUAGCCUGGUGUUCUAGAAGCAGAGACGCCAGGGAGAGCCAAGGUUUAUGAGCCUUAUGCCAACAUGCUGCUUUCUCACCGAGUUCAUAUGCCCUGGGAUGGCUGGCCACUGCUGCUCCACCCAGCUCUGAACCACGUUAUUUUAGGGUUCCUUCCCACCGGGCUUCUGCUCAUGUUCAUUCAUGUUUUCUUAAGUCUUUUUUUUUUCAGCUGUUUCUUUGUUCUUUCCUUCAUCUUUUUGUCUCCAAGUCCAUCAGUUCCGCCCCACUCCCCACCUCCCAGUGUGACUGUACCUCCAGCUGCUCAGGACUUUGGAGGUUUGGGGUCGUGGUGGGGUGAGGGGGCCGCUACCUUUCUGACACACUCGCCCAGUAAUCCCGAUACCAACACAGUGAGAGAUGUUCAUUUUUGAGGCCAACUCCCAAGCAUGUCUCCCUCCCCUGCCAUGGCUUUUUCAAGUUUCUGUCAUGCCCCACUGCUUUACACUAUCUAGAUAAGGAGACCUAAGAAGAUGAUGCCAAAACUAAAUUGCAAGGAUUUCUUGCAGCAAAACCUGCCUUGGUUAGGACUAAGCUAGAGUUCUAGCUUUCAGCCUCAUCCCUUAAAGGGGAAUUAUCAAAACAUGCUUAAAACUGCCUCUCCAAAUGUGAUUUAACAGUCUGGAACAUAGAUACAAAGAGCAAUUCAACAGCAAUAAUUGCCUAUUUAGAACCCUAGUUGCAAAGGGGGCGGGGGGGGAGGGGGCAAACAAUGUCUCAGAGGAAAUGAACCUCUCAUCUGCUCUUCCCCUGCCCCAUUCUUUCUCCUUUCCUGCCUCCCUAAGAGUAUAUAAUCUCCCAACAGAUCCUUAUAAUAAAAAUCCCCGGAGUAUCAGUGCUU